This is a messenger RNA of Chroicocephalus ridibundus (black-headed gull), 3596 nucleotides long. It is a transcript of the gene PTCD2, whose product is annotated as pentatricopeptide repeat domain 2. Gene Ontology annotation, cellular component: mitochondrion. The record is from RefSeq and is a predicted model, not a curated record. The transcript is spliced from 10 exons. Gene Ontology annotation, molecular function: protein binding; RNA binding. NCBI's taxonomy places the organism in Eukaryota, Metazoa, Chordata, Aves, Charadriiformes, Laridae. Gene Ontology annotation, biological process: regulation of mRNA processing; multicellular organism development; mitochondrion organization. The coding region runs from base 89 to 1234 and encodes 381 amino acids.
GGAGGAGGAAGCGAGGGGCGGCACCGGGCCGGCCUGCAGGCGUCCCGCCCCGCUCCCGGCUGCCUUAGUCGGCAGGCCCGGGCGUAAGAUGGCUGCGGUGCUCGCCGGUGGCUCCCAGCGGGUGGUGCGGGAGGCGGUGCGGCGCUCGGCCGUUCGCCCGCCCGCCUCGGGCUGCUGGGGCUGCGCGCCUGGAGGGAAGCGGUAUCUGCUAACGGAAGAUGAUAUUAAGUUACAAGAAUUUCAGCAGAUGAAAGUGGCAAUUAGAAAUGAAGUUCAUGGCAAUAAAGAUCCAUAUUUUAAAAGUAUUAAAGAAAAACUAAAGAAAAAUGGAAUGAUUCUCAAAAAUGAAUUAAAAAAUUUACUGCAUUUAUGUCAGACUUCAUCGGAUGUGGAACUAGCCAGAAAAGCUAUUUACAGGUACCAUGAACAGAAUGGAAUCACAGCCUUACAUAAUUUUAAAUUUGGGCCCCUCUUUAUGAGGCUAUGUUAUGAGCUGGAUCUUGAAAGACCUGCAGUAGAACUUAUCAAAGAUCAGAAUUUGCGUGGUUUUUUCUCAGAGAGUACAUCAUUCCAUAUUUUGAUGACUAUGCUGUUUAAAAAGGGCCAUUUUGAAAGUGCUUUUGAAGUUCUUGUAGAGAUGAAAAAACAAGGUAUACCUUUCAACAAAGAAACCUAUCUGCUUGCAUUUGCAAUAUGCUACAAACUGGACAACCUAGAGUCUUGCAAAAUCUCUGCGAAACUGCUUGAAGAAGCACAGCUAAAAGGCGACACAUUACCUUUGCGAGCACUCUGCUUUGCUGUGGCAACUGCUCUGAAGCAGAAUGAUGUAGUGCAAGCCAAAUUUUAUUGUUCCCAGAUAGUGAAAACAGAGAACAAACUAUACAGUAAUCUUAAAGUUCUUGUCCAGCUCAGAUCUGGUUUGUUAGAAGAAGUAAUAAAGAUCUUAGAGGCAGCAGUGGAAGACGAUGCUUCUCCCGUUGUGAAAAAAAUCGAGUUUUGUGAGCAGGUGCUGGCUACUGUCAGGGAAAAGAUGGAAGAAAACCCCAACCUUUCUGCCAAAUUAGGAGAUAUUUAUACAAAACUACAAACUUCGGGACAGAUAACCAUGUGCACACUGGAAGACAUGCUUUUUCAGAUUCCUAGUUCAAAGAAGACCCCUGCGAAGCUCUUAAAUCAGAAGCGAUUGGGCUAUCAGGCUGCUAAACCGCUUCAGUCAAAUCUAUUGUUGGAAUAGUUCAAUAUUUGAUGGCAAACUGAAUUGCUGUUUGCAUCUCUUAGAAGCCAUUGAAAUAAAAUGUCUUCUCCCCUCCUCCACAAUGAGCAAUUGUUUAAGUUGUUUGUGUGAAACUGCGUUUUAAAUACAGAUCAUGUAGCUUCCAUGUUUCAAUUCUGCUAAAAACAAGCCAUGACAGUGGGUAUUUGUGUGUUGUUCAGAAAUGGAGUGAUAGAAUGGCUUGAAGUUUUUCCUCAGGCACUUAAAUCAGGAUUUCCUAUGCCAAACGUCGUGAUGGAAAUGAACAAAAUAUUAUGCAUAUCUGACCUGACUUCUGUGGUUCCUGAGAAGAAAAUUCAGUCUUCAUCAGAUGUAAUGUUCUGACUGAAAGGAUAGAUGCAGUCCAGAGUCUAGAUAAGAGUCUGGAAGUGCUUUACCUGUUUAUUCAAAUACUGUGCAUCUCAAGAGAAUCAGAGGAAAGCAAGCAUCUUUUGUUGCUUUAAUAUCUGUCUUCAGAAGCAAUAUAUUAGAAUGUUUUUUUCCUAUCAAAUGGUAUCACUGAAAUGCUAUGGGAAGUAGCAUGGUAACCAACUGGUUGUUGUCUCACUUGAAGGGGUUCUUUGGCUUCUGUUCUUUUUAUUUUUAUUUUGUCUCUCUUCCCCUCAAGCAAGUGCCAGAACUGAAAGGAUUAUUUCUGUGAAUGAAUCGGUGCAUGCUAUGUGAAACUGUUGAAGCCGGUGAGUGAGUCACUGUGAAGAAACAAGACCCCAUCCAUGGAGAAACACAUCUUCAGCCAUCAAAGGAAAAGUGGCUACAGCAGGUCAGAGUUUUCCUUCUGACGCUCUAACAGUGUAACUCAUUUCUGUCACCAAUGUGUUGCUAACACUAAAAUGCACAAAGCUGUUAGGCAGUGGAUGGAAUCUCAUGCAAGUGUAAGUGAAGAAGAAUUUGAAGUUUGUAUCACAUUUUUGUGAAAUGUGUGCACGCUUUUUAUGAGUGGUUGUGUAGCUUAAAGUGCUGCAUACAUUAAUCUAAGAACGCAGCUAAUUACUUGUUCUGUAAUAUUUUGUAGCACAUAAUUUAACGUGUAAUUCAGUAUUUUAAUUGUAACCAUUUUCUUUCCCUCAGCUGGGAAUUUUUUCAACACUUCCAAUAAAAUAUGGGCCCUUAAGUAGCUCCCAGUCUUUUCUCCACAAAUAAAUCUGAUUCAGGAUUUGUAAAGCCUGCUUGCAGUGUGGCAAGGAUUAGUUUCAAAAAAAUUAAAGGAGUGAACUACUCUUCAGUUUACUCAGUAUUAUCAGGACAACUGUUUGAUGUAAAACUACAUUUUUAUAAACAAUAGAAGAUAGUUUGACCCAUAUAGCCUGUUACAUAGCAAAUAUAUAAGGUCAAUUCUGUUUAAUUUCCUUAUUUGGCACUUUCAAAGCUGUAUUAAUUGCAAGAAGUUAGUUCAUCCUAGGAAUGAGAUGCACAUGUUUGUUUUAAUCUGAAUUGUUAGGUUAUGUUCCUGACUGAGGGUGUAUCCUAUCUGCAGCUGAAGUAAUGAUAACUUCUGUUAUAAUUGUCAAUAUAGCUGAUGUUUUGCAUUCUUUUGACUACUUGUUUUCUUGAGGCUGAUUUACUCAAGCUAACCAUUAAGUCAGUCAUUUGCCUUAAAGAAACACUGUUUCUUUAUCUUGAGAGAGAAGGGGGAUGCCCUUAAAUAACUAACAAUAUUUCAGUAGAAAAAGAAAGCAGGGAGCCAAGAAGUGUUAAAGGGUAGACUGAAAGAAACACACACAAAAUUCAGUCAAUUAAACAUUUUAAUAUUGAGCAUUGCUCCGGAAGUGGUGCAGAAGACUGGUAACAUCCUCCCUUAGGAAAAAAGAUAGGAGAAAAGAGCAACUUCUAAUAUAUACGCAGCUGAUUUCAAACAGUCUAAUUUGUUUCCUACGAGUUGCAGUUGUUAAUCAGGAAAGCUUGGAAUUCAACGUGUAUUUAUAAAUUUAUGUUUUGGUGCAUCAACGUCCUGAGCGCACUGGCUUUUGUGCAGAAGAGUCUUCAGCCGUGUGCUUGGUUUAGUGUACUUAGAUGUGGUUGGCUUCUGGUUUCUCAGCACCCAGGAUCAGGAAGCCAAACUUGUCUGAAGUUACCCAAAUACUUAGGGGUUUUGCCAGGCCAAAGUGGCUGGAAUGUCAAGGGCUGGGUUCUUAGCAUUUCUUAGAGACAGCCUCAGAGAACAGGAUGUGCACUAUGUUAUUGCAGCGAGUGAAUUAAUUUUACUUUGCUUAUAUGGACCUUUAAUCAAGGAUGAACUUUGUGCUCAACAACAGACAACACUGUGAAAUUCAAUUAAUAGAUUAUUUUUUUUUUUUGGUGAUCAAUCUGUUAAAAAAAAAAUAAA